Molecule: messenger RNA, 2772 nt
Organism: Oryzias latipes (Japanese medaka)
Lineage: Eukaryota; Metazoa; Chordata; Actinopteri; Beloniformes; Adrianichthyidae
Gene: parp3
Product: poly (ADP-ribose) polymerase family, member 3
Biological process (GO): double-strand break repair; protein poly-ADP-ribosylation
Cellular component (GO): site of double-strand break; nucleolus
Molecular function (GO): NAD+ poly-ADP-ribosyltransferase activity
Source: RefSeq, a predicted model, not a curated record
AGUCGGGCUCCACCCCGCAGUCACGGUCUGUCUCCGGUUCGUGGCCUGUUCACCCAUUCAGAGACAAAGCUGUAACCGGCCUUUCCUGUCUUCUGCCCCUUCAAUCGGCUGCUAGUCUGUAGCUAAACGAGAUUCGGUUCGCUUGUAGCUGCUGACGUGCCACCGUGUUCGUGUGCGGGACGUUUGUGUCCGAGCAUUUCCGGUGUUAAACUGUGACCUGUCAGAUCAUUAAAUUUGUGACCGCAGAUCCACGGAGCCACGCCGGCCGUGGGCCUGGAGACACAGACAGACAUCGCUUUACUUACUCUACUUUGUUUACCUGCUACUUAAAGUCACGCAGGACGUCUGCACUCCCGUGUCUGCGCAGACACGACCGGGGAAACAUGGCACCAAAGAGACGAGCUGCCUCUGCUGCCAAGGCUGGAGGGAAGAAAGUGAAAGAGGAGCCCAAAGAUGCCUUCACCUCCGCCAAAGAGGCCCUUCUGGCUGCAGGGGCCCAGCCCAAAGGCAGAAGGGCGGUGGAUGAACAGUGUCCCCUGGCUUCCACGGGCGAGGUGUAUGAGGACUACGGCUGCAUGCUGAACCAGACCAACAUAGGUCACAACAACAACAAGUUCUACGUCAUCCAGGUCGUUCAAGAAAACAAGAGGUUUUAUUCGUGGAACCGGUGGGGGAGAGUGGGUGAAGUUGGACAAAACAAACUCAACUCAUUCGAUACGCCUGAGAAAGCUGUCAAGGACUUUGAGAAGAAGUUUAAGGACAAGACAAAAAAUGACUGGAGCAACAGGAGCAACUUUGUCACUCAUCCUGGGAAAUACACUCUGAUUGAGGUGGAAGGAGAGCAGGAUGCCGAGGUCAAGGUUGACAGUGUUGAUGGAAAAGCCGUCAAAGUGCCUAAAAACACCCUGCCUUGUACCCUCGAUGAAGCCACUCAGAAGCUCAUUACACUUAUUUUCAGCAAUGACAUGUUUAAGGAAGCAAUGGAGUGUAUGGACUUAGAUAUCAAAAAGAUGCCCUUGGGCAAACUAAGUAAGGUUCAGAUUGCAAAGGGCUUUGAGGUUUUAGAGGAGAUUGAAGCAGCCUUGAACAAACCCAACCAAAGACAUCUUCUAGAAGAACUUUCCUCCAAAUUUUUUACCACAAUUCCUCACAACUUUGGCCGGAACAGGCCCCCAACCAUCAACACCAAAGAGAUCAUUGAGCAUAAAAAACAGAUGCUUAUGGUCCUGGCUGACAUUGAGCUAGCUCAGACUCUGAAGUCUGAAACGGAGAAGGCUCAGGAAGAGAUGAUCGAAACAGUUCCUCAUCACCUGGACCAGGACUACAUGUCUCUUAAAUGCAAGCUUUCUUUACUGGACAAAAAGUCUAAAACAUUUAAGAUCAUCGAAACGUACCUUAAAGCAACUUCUGACAAAUUCUAUAACCCAACAAUUGUCAAUGUGUGGGAGGUUGAUCGAGAGAUGGAGGGGCAGCGUUUUGCUGAGAACGACAAGCUGGAAAAUCGUCGUCUUCUUUGGCACGGUACAAAUAUAGCAGUGGUUGCAGCUAUUCUGAAGAGCGGCCUGAGGAUAAUGCCUCAGUCAGGAGGCCGCGUCGGUCGUGGGAUCUAUUUUGCAUCUGAAAACAGCAAGUCUAUAUGUUACGUACGCACCUCAAACAAAACAGGGGUGAUGUUUCUAAGCGAGGUUGCACUUGGAAGAGAGUACACUAUUACCAAGGAUGAGCCCUCUUUAAAGGAAGCGCCCUCAGGUUUUGACAGUGUGGUGGCACGAGGUCGAGUGGAACCAGAUCCCUCUAAAGACACUUUCAUCACCCUGGAGGGUAAAGAGGUGGCCGUUCCUCAAGGAAAAGCCCAACACCAGCCCCGGUUCUCAAACAGCUCCUUCUGCAACAGUGAAUAUCUCAUUUACAAGGAAAGCCAGUGUCGCCUUCGCUUCCUGCUGGAACUGAAAAUGCGUCAAUGAUUGGAAUCACAGAGAAGCACCUCAGCAUGAGCGAUAGAUAAGCUGUCGUGGAGUUUAAUGUACCUGAAGAUCGCUUUAAGGUGUUGAGAUGACUGCUAUGACCAAAUCCUAAUUCUUUUCUGUGCCUUCCAGCAUGGUGCUGCUGCAACUUGUGUCUUGCGUUGCAUAAACGAUGAAAGUAAUGCUUAUUUUCUCUGUUGAUAGAUAAGAUUGUAACCUUGCACUGUAGUGUCACAUUUAUAUCUGCAUAGAUGUGUGAACACAGCUACAUUUGGACUUUUCUUGUAGUUUGAUGCUGCAGACAGUCCUUUAUUAAGCGACUAAGAAUGUUUUGGUUUUACCAAAGUCUGUUAGCCUUCUGCUCCAGUGUGGAGCAAAUGGGAUAAUAUGCAGGUACUGGACCCACUUGGCGAACAGUUUACUUUAGAAGGAAGUUUCCUCUUCUUGAACAUUGUCUUUAAAAAGGUUAUAUCAAUCCUUUUUCCUCUUUGGAUUGUUUCUUCUUUGAAUACCUGUGUGAUUUGGUUCAAGAGUUCUUAACUAGAAGGAAAAUAAAUGUCUGGGAUCUUUUGCAUGCAGCAUGGCUUUAAAAAUGUGUGGACCUUUGCAGUAGUUGUAAAAUGACAGUACAUCGCAGCAACAUUAAGGCUCUCUGUAUUUGCAGAAAAGAUGCAUAUGAAGUUUUGGGAGAUGUUACAAGGUUUCUUGUAAGAAAAGCUCUGAUUGUGUCUGAAAUGCUGCUUCCAAGUGAAACUACAUUGCACAUGAGAUCACUUUAAUGAGUUAAUAAAAUGAUAAUCCUCGUAAA